Xenopus tropicalis (tropical clawed frog) is the source of this 2637-nucleotide messenger RNA. Its product is annotated as extracellular calcium-sensing receptor-like. Gene Ontology annotation, molecular function: G protein-coupled receptor activity. Gene Ontology annotation, cellular component: plasma membrane; membrane; cell periphery. The record is from RefSeq and is a predicted model, not a curated record. The transcript has 8 exons. Gene Ontology annotation, biological process: G protein-coupled receptor signaling pathway. NCBI's taxonomy places the organism in Eukaryota, Metazoa, Chordata, Amphibia, Anura, Pipidae. Bases 1 to 2637 code for a protein of 878 amino acids.
AUGUCUAACAGGUAUGUGUCAGACACCCAAGAGAUACCCAAGAGAGAAAAAGACAAACGCAGGUUUCCCAGUAUCUCCUACCAGUACCAUCAAGGGUUCCCAGGUUUGCCCAAUAACCAGGAGGUGGACAUUGUGUAUAUACUGAAUAUGGAGAUGAUAAAGAUGUUCCACAGGCUUAGCUGCUUUCUCCUCUCCAAGGCAUGGAUCUUGUGCUCCAUAACUAUACAAGUUUGCUCCUCCUUGGACUCCGGUAUGGGCUGCAGCCUGCCCAGUGAGAGCACCACCGGCUCUCUGAGUCGCCCAGGAGAUAUUAUUAUAGGAGGAACCUUCCCUAUUCAUUUGGACAGAGUCUACAAUACACUGGAUUUCUCCACCAAGCCCCCAGAGCUACAGUGUCAGAUGUUUGGGGUUGAGUAUUACCAGAGCAUGCAGGCCUUUAUAUUCGCUGUAGAGGAGAUCAAUUCCGAUCCUGAGCUUCUCCCCAACGUGACGUUGGGCUUUCGGAUCUUUGAUACCUGUACGACGUUGCGGCGAGCGGCACAAGGGGCUUUAUGGAUGCUCUCUCAAGGCCAAGAGAUCACCCCCAAUUAUUAUUGUCACCAGGAGGCACCCCUUGCCGGUAUCAUUGGGGACUGUGGCUCGACUCGCUCAAUUCUUAUCUCCCAUAUCUUGGGACUGUACCGAUACCCACAGAUCAGUUAUUUGGCAACCAACCCCAUCUUAAGCGAACGUGACCUGUUUCCUUCCUUUUUUCGCACCAUCCCUAGUGAUGAAUAUCAAAUGAGAGGCCUGGCCCAGUUGGUCCUCCAUUUUGGUUGGACUUGGGUUGGCCUUUUAGCCAAUGAUGAUGACUACGGUCAGUUUGGACUUCAGAUCGUAAAGCAGGAGCUAAUGAAUGCUGGGGUUUGUGUGGCCUUCUCCGAGAAUAUAUUGACGGGUCAGCCGGAUAGGAAUGCUCCUCACCUUGUCCAGGUGAUUAGAGAGUCAACCACAAAGGUUGUAGUAGUAAUAGCCUCUGAUUCUGACUUUGUUAUUGUGGUGGAAGAGUUGUUCAGGAAGAACGUGACUGGGAAUAUCUGGGUGGCCAGUGAAGCUUGGGCAGCUUCUACUCUACUCUCCCAACAACGUUUCCAAGCUGUUUUAGUGGGCGCCGUUGGUUUCGCCAUACACAGUAGACAAAUGCCAACAUUUACCAAGUAUCUCCACACCCUCAUGUCAUCGAAAUAUCCUAAUGAUUCCUUCAUUGGGGAAUUUUGGGAGCAAACAUUCUCGUGUAAGUGGCUCAGUCAGAAGGAACUGAUUCGGGGAGCUACGACACCGCUGUGUACGGGGAAUGAGAAGCUGGAGAGCAUCCUUCCUAUAGAAGAUCAGAGACUUCUCUACCAUAUGAAAAAUGUAUACUUCAAGGCUAAAGAUGGCAGAGAAGUAUUUUUUGAUGCAGAAGGGAACCCCCCAGCUGUCUACGACAUUGUGAAUUGGCGCCUGGAUGCCACGGGGGCACUGGAGCAGUUUACUGUUGGCAGUUACGACCUAAAUGCCCCUGAUGGGAAGAUGCUAAAGGUAGACAGCGAUGCUAUCACAUGGGCCAAUAAUGAUACUCAGGUCCCCCUUUCCAAGUGCAGCCCAAGUUGUCCUCCUGGAUUUCACAAGGUGAUAGUGCCGGAGAAACCUCAGUGCUGCUACGUUUGCUCGCGGUGCCCCCUGGGACAGAUUUCAAGCCAAACAGAUGCUGCGGAAUGCCAUCCAUGUUCCUGGGACACAUGGCCCAAUCUACAGCAGGACAGAUGCCUACCAAGGCCUACAGAGUUCCUUUCCUAUGGAGAUCCUUUGGGUUACAGCUUAGCAGCCAUUUCCAUCUCUUCCACACUUGCCCCACUUGUCGUUCUCAGAAUUUUUAUUUGUAAUAAUAAAACCCCAAUAGUCCGAGCCAACAACUACUCCCUUAGCUGCCUUCUCCUGCUUUCCCUGUUCCUCUGUUUCCUUUGCUCUUUGGGGUUCAUUGGUUACCCACAGCCUGAAAAGUGCCUUCUGCGCCAGGUGGCAUUUGGGAUGGUUUUUGCCCUCUGCAUCUCCUGUGUUCUGGCCAAAACCAUCACUGUUGUCAUUGCCUUUAAUGCAACCAAACCCGGCAGCAGGUUAAGAAAGUGGACAGGGGUGAAAGUGUCCUACAACCUCCUUGUAUUUUGUGUAUUUAUUCAGUUAUGUGUGUGCACAGUGUGGCUAACCCUUUCUCCUCCCUUCCAUGAACUUGACACUGACACACAACCUGGAAUUAUUAUUGCUAAUUGCAAUGAAGGCUCUCCCGCAGCUUUCUGGUGCAUGCUGGGAUACCUUGGUCUCUUGGCCACCAUCAGUUUCAUUGUUGCCUUCUUGGCCAGACGCCUCCCUGACAGUUUCAAUGAAGCCAAAUAUAUCACAUUCAGUAUGUUGGCUUUCCUCAGUGUGUGGGUGUCCUUUAUCCCAGCCUAUCUCAGUGCCCGGGGCAUGUAUACUGUGGCAAUGGAGGUCUUUGCCAUCCUUUCUUCCAGUUGGGCUUUGUUGGGCUGUAUCUUUGUGCCAAAAUGUUUUAUUGUAAUUUUUAGACCCACCAAGAACUCCAAAGAACAGGUAUUGGGCAGAGUCAGAGGCAAAAAAUAA